Macroventuria anomochaeta is the source of this 1056-nucleotide messenger RNA. RefSeq lists its product as uncharacterized. The record is from RefSeq and is a predicted model, not a curated record. Bases 160 to 864 code for a protein of 234 amino acids. The transcript is spliced from 3 exons. NCBI's taxonomy places the organism in Eukaryota, Fungi, Ascomycota, Dothideomycetes, Pleosporales, Didymellaceae.
CGACUCUCAACCUUAGAGACUACGACUCUGUCUGAGGCUCGAUGGCUCAGACGUUCACUCUUUACUGUUAAUCGAUAUACUUUGACCUUUUAGCGUGUCUUCUUUGCGAUACCCCGUACAUAUACCCACAACAUAGCGUAAUGCACACCAUAUAUCACAAUGAGCGUGCCAAUGAUACCCAGAAAGGAGAUAGCAAGGAAGGAGUUACCAAGCAAAGAAGUUGAGGAGCCAUCGCCGGCACACUUGAAAGAAAUUAGAACAGGCAACACUGCAACCAGACGGGAUACACCCGAGGAAGGCCAGAGCAAGAGAAAGCGCAUCCACUUAGGCGCCGGCGCAGGGUGGGCACUAUCAGACCGCUUCGAUCGCAUACUUCCACCACACAAACAAUAUGUCGGUCGCAGUCGCCGCACGUUUCUCGUUGCGCUGCUUGUUGCUUUUGUCUGUCUACUGGCACUGAUCAUUGGUCUGGCAGUUGGAUUAUCGAAGAAGUCCAAAACUCAGAACUUGCCGCUUCCCGACAAUACUGAUCAUCAUACUGGUGAUUUGACCUACUACGGCCCUGGCCUUGGUGCGUGUGGCAUCGAGUCUGGCGAUGAUGAUGCGAUCGUCUCUGUGUCGCACUAUGUGUUCGAUGCAGCACAGACUGGCAGUGAUCCGAAUCAGAACCCGCUGUGUGGACGAAAGAUCAGGGCCACAAGAGUGGAUGAACGCAUCGGCAAGCAGGUCAGCAUUGACGUAAAAGUUGUUGACAGAUGCACUGGAUGCGAGCCUACUGAUCUCGAUGUCAGUCCUGCGAUGUUCGACGAGAUGGCGGAUCACGAUUUGGGGAGAGUAACGAUGACUUGGGCCUGGUUGUCAUAAGUACAGUUGUGCUAAAAGGUACGGUGUGUGCAGCUAUGGCCACAAGAUCGAGCGCUGCAUCCGAGGGCUUUCAUUGCUGUCUGAAUAGUUAUGCCAGCCCGAGAGACUCAGUGUUUCUUGCUGUCUUUCAAGACCCUUGCCAACCUGUGCAAUCCGUCGAUACUGUAGAUUGAAAGUCAGAUCAGAUUCAUU